CCGUUGCGUAUGCCUUUUUGUCUAUAAAUCUUUAAUAACUGUGUCUCGUUCGCUCGUUCUCUCUUUCUCUCUUACGAGUUGCUCUUUUGUAAAUGUGUGCGUUUUAAAUAAAUGUGUGCGCUAAUAAACCACAAAAAGCAACAAAAGCGACAACAAAUUCAUGAGACUUUGCUGCAUUUUCAGUUGAUGUCGCCGUUCACUGUUCUCGUCGCGUUUUUAGUUUAGCUGCCCAAUUUUUAUUUGUAUUAGUGUGUGUGUCUUCUCCCACGCCGCCACACACACGCACACGCAACGGAACUCAAAACUACAAACACACACACACAUAAAUACUACAUAUGCUCUGUGCUCUUCAUUUAUAGUGCAUUUGUUAAGUUGCAAUACAACAUGAACAGCAAUUUAAAAUAAAUUUAUAUAAAAUAUAAAGUCAGUAAUUAAAAAAAACACUGCUUAAUGUGUAAAACAUACACAACAACACGCAAAUAAAUAAUAAAUCAACAAAUGGCUAACUAUUGAAUGGCGGCCAUCAUUGGCCCCAAGCGGCAUCCAUUGAGCAACCAGCACCACCAUCUCUUCCAUCCAACCACCAACAGCAACAAAUCGACCACCACCACCACCAACACCAAGGCCAAGCAACAGCUUUGCAGCAAUCAACAAACGCCAGCUAAUUCCCAGCAUCAGGAUACAAAGGCAAUCGACGCUGCUGCUGCUGCCUCAACCAACUGCAAUUUAAAGCAAAAGCAAAAUCAUAGCAGUAGCUCUAGCUCUGGUGGCAGCUGCUGCACUCAAAAUUCUUUAACUGCUGCAACGCGUAGUUCAAUGAGCGUAUCGAUGUCACUGGUACAGGGUGGUGCUGCCGGUGGUGCGCCACAGGGCGCCAGCGCAAUAUUAGCCGCAGCGGCUCCAUACUAUCAGCCGCCAGCUGUUCCACAGGAUGUGCAACCGGAUCGUCCAAUUGGCUAUGGUGCAUUCGGAGUUGUAUGGGCUGUUACAGAUCCGCGCGACGGGCGGCGUGUGGCAUUAAAAAAGCUGCCAAAUGUGUUCCAAUCUUUGGUCUCAUCGAAGCGCGUCUUUCGCGAACUCAAAAUGUUGUGCUUCUUCAAGCAUGAAAACGUGCUGUCGGCUUUGGAUAUACUGCAGCCACCACACUUGGACUUCUUUCAAGAAAUCUAUGUGAUAACGGAGCUGCUGCAAUCGGAUCUGCAUAAGAUUAUCGUCUCGCCACAACAUUUGUCGGCAGAUCACAUCAAAGUAUUUCUAUAUCAGAUACUGCGCGGCUUGAAGUAUCUGCAUUCGGCCAGGAUAUUGCAUCGGGACAUAAAGCCGGGCAAUCUGCUGGUCAACUCCAAUUGCGUGCUCAAGAUAUGCGAUUUUGGACUGGCACGCGUCGAGGAGCCCGAUCAGGCCAAGCACAUGACCCAGGAGGUCGUCACCCAGUACUAUCGUGCACCGGAGAUUCUGAUGGGCGCACGCCACUAUUCAUCCGCCGUGGAUGUGUGGUCGGUGGGCUGCAUCUUUGGCGAGCUGCUGGGACGUCGCAUACUGUUCCAGGCGCAGAAUCCGGUGCAGCAGCUGGAGCUGAUCACCGAGCUGCUGGGCACACCCACCAUGGAGGACAUGCGUCAUGCCUGCGAAGGCGCGCGCACUCACAUGCUGAGGCGUGCACCCAAGCCGCCCUCGUUCUCGGUUCUCUACACGCUCAGCUCGCAUGCCACACACGAGGCAGUGCAUCUGCUUUGCCAGAUGCUGGUCUUCGAUCCAGACAAGCGCAUUUCGGUUACAGAUGCUUUGGCGCAUCCUUAUCUGGACGAGGGACGUCUGCGCUAUCACUCAUGCAUGUGCAAAUGCUGCUUCACUACCUCGGCCGGCAUGCGCCAGUAUACGGCGGACUUUGAGCCCUCCGCCGGGCAGCCCUUCGAUGAUCUCUGGGAGCGCAAGCUGACCUCAGUGCAACAAGUCAAGGAGGAAAUGCACAAGUUUAUUGCCGAGCAGCUGCAGACGGGCCGCGUGCCGCUUUGCAUUAAUCCACAGAGUGCGGCAUUCAAAAGCUUUGCCAGCUCGACUGUGGCGCAUCCCUCGGAGCUGCCACCAUCGCCUCAUCAGUGGGAAUGACGGCAAAAUGAGGCGAUUGCUGCCUAAAAUAUAAAAAAGCAAAACACAAGUGAGCAGAAAGAAAAGCAAGUGGAACUUUAAUGUUUGAUUUGAGUUCUAAGCAAACUUGAACUUGAACAACUGACAACGGCCACACACCAAACAGCAGCAGCAACUGCGACAACUACAACUACAACCAGCCAGCAGCAACAACAACGGACAACAACAAAAACAUAAACAAAAGCCUAGUUUAAGUUAAAGCGCAUAAACAUUUGGGCGCCCCAAAUUUGUUGCAAAGUUCAAGCAUUCCACCACCGAUAACAAAACAACUUUUAAACAUAACAUUAAUAAUUAAAUAGACACACACACACACACAUACACAAACUGUAACGUAACUCAAUUGAAACUAGUCUAAACAACAAUUAAAGUUUAAACAAAUACACAGACGGUACGGCAAAUGGAAAAUACGCAUCAAAUUUUGUAAGCGUAAAUUUAAACUUGGCAACUAAAUAUUUGUUAGUAUAAAACAAAAACAAAAAAAAAACAAUUUUCGUGUAGCA
Drosophila busckii is the source of this 2648-nucleotide messenger RNA. It is a transcript of the gene nmo, whose product is annotated as serine/threonine-protein kinase NLK. The record is from RefSeq and is a predicted model, not a curated record. Gene Ontology annotation, cellular component: nucleus; cytoplasm. Lineage: Eukaryota; Metazoa; Arthropoda; Insecta; Diptera; Drosophilidae. Bases 514 to 2109 code for a protein of 531 amino acids. Gene Ontology annotation, molecular function: MAP kinase activity; ATP binding. Gene Ontology annotation, biological process: protein phosphorylation; intracellular signal transduction. The transcript has 8 exons.